Molecule: messenger RNA, 1559 nt
Organism: Clupea harengus (Atlantic herring)
Lineage: Eukaryota; Metazoa; Chordata; Actinopteri; Clupeiformes; Clupeidae
Gene: vrk1
Product: VRK serine/threonine kinase 1
Biological process (GO): protein phosphorylation
Molecular function (GO): ATP binding; protein kinase activity
Source: RefSeq, a predicted model, not a curated record
UGCUGUGGAACGUUCGUAGAGUACGCUGUCUUCCUGGUCCUGAGUUGUGCGGGAACUUUAGAGUUGGAGACAAUUUGAGCCAGCGUUAUACCAACAUUAUUUAUAAAACAUAGCUUAAAGGUCAGUCGUUCAGAUGCCUCCUAAGGCCAAGGCCGGAGCUAGAGCACCUGCCAAAAGGAAACUGGCGGAGGAAUUCCCACCUGGGGAGAUCUUGACUGACAGUCACAAGAAAUGCUGGAAACUCGGCACUCCUAUUGGUCAAGGGGGGUUUGGUCUACUUUACCUAGCAAAUGAAGAGACUGCACAGUCUGUGGGACCAGAGGCACCCUAUGUCAUCAAAGUGGAGCCAAGUGAAAAUGGUCCUCUCUUCUGUGAGCUGAAGUUUUACCAGAGGGCAGCCAGGCCUGAUCUAAUUCAGUCCUGGAUGAAGUCACACAAGCAGAAGCAUCUAGGAGUUCCAAGAUACUGGGGAUCUGGGCUUCAUAAUAGAGGCGGAAAAGGUUACAGAUUCAUGGUCAUGGACAGAUUUGGAACGGACCUGCAGAAGAAAUUUGAAGAGAACGGCAAGAAGUUUCCACGCAAGGUGGUUCUGCAGCUGGGCCUGCAUCUUUUGGAUGUUCUGGAGUACAUUCAUGAGCACGAGUAUGUGCACGCCGACAUCAAGGCCUCCAACCUGCUACUGAGCCACACAGACCCCAAUCAGGUGUUUUUGGUGGACUAUGGGCUGGCAUACCGGUACGCACCUGAAGGUAAGCCAAAGGACUAUAAAGAAGAUCCAAAGCGAUGCCACGAUGGAACCAUCGAGUUCACCAGUAUCGACGCCCACAAAGGAGUGUCUCCCGCCAGAAGAGGGGACCUGGAGAUCUUGGGCUACUGCAUGGUGCAGUGGCUGUGCGGACGACUGCCUUGGGAGGAUAAGCUGCAGGACGCCGACUACGUCAGGGACUCGAAAGUCAAGUGCAGAGACAAUAUUGGGGAGUUCAUGAAGAAGUGCUUCCCGUCAGAGCCUGAGCCAGAGGAAAUGGUGAAGUACAUGGAGGAGGUCAAGACGCUGGGAUACAGUGAUAAGCCACCAUACCAGAAGCUGCGGACCAUUCUACAGUCCGCUCUGACAUCCCUCGGUGCAUCUGCGGACAACAAGCUGGACUUCUCCAUGACUACCAAUGGUGUCAGCUCUCCAAAAGCUAAGACUACUAAGAGAAAGAAGGCAGCGGCUAGUGACGAGCCUGACGGCAGCCCAGUGAAAAAGAGGCGUGCCCCGCCAAAGAAAGCGACCAAUAGAGUGAAGAAAACCGCAAGUCCCAAAAAGCGGUUGGUGGACACAGCAUCACAAACUUCUCCAAUGCCUGAGGUCAAGAAGCCACGAGGCCGAGCCAAGAAGGCCCCUUAACUUCGUAACCACUGUUACCUGAUGCUAGUCGCCCACUGUGUCUUACUCUUCUUGUCGACGGAUUAUUUGUGUUCAAUGUUGUAUAUUUUUUUAGUUUCUUAAAAACUGAGUAUUGUUUCUAUCGCUGUCAUUGUAAAAUAAUAAAUACUUUGGGGAGAAAAAAAAAAAA